Molecule: messenger RNA, 2719 nt
Organism: Closterium sp. NIES-67
Lineage: Eukaryota; Viridiplantae; Streptophyta; Zygnematophyceae; Desmidiales; Closteriaceae
Source: the annotation of a GenBank genome assembly
AAGCAGCCUAGAACGCCGCCAAGAUCCUCUUUCUCCCAGUCGUCCCUUGUCGCCUGCUCACUUCGCUUGGUUCACCUCCACUUUUAUCUCUCCGCAACCCAACUCACCGCGCUGCUCGCGUGGAUGCCGUCUAACCAUAGUCCAGUUCCAAACUUCUUCUUCGGAGUUCUUUCCGCCGUGCCUUCUUGAACCAACCCCGCUUCCGUGACCCCGCGGUUGCCGCCAUGCGACGAGCGGCGAGACGGAGGCGAGAGGAGCGGGUUGGGAGAAACCUUCAAGAGCAGUGUGGGCUGGACGCGUGAGGCGCGUAAGCGGCGUGAGGUGCGGGACACCCAGCAGCAGUGCUGAGAGUGCGUGGUGCAGUUGAGUGUACAGCGAUGAUUAUGAAUUGACUCCACGACACGACCAGCGCACCACCCACGGCACUGCGGAUUCAAGCGCAGCAGCGCCGCGUCGAGGCCCUGAGCCGUUCAUAGCCCUCUUGCCCUCUCACCCGGGUUGCCCCCCCGAUCUUGUAUCAUAUCCUUCUCUCUCGCGCACCCCCCUGACGGUCUCUUGGAAUCGGAGAGAUUUGUACAUAUUUGUCCUCUCCGCCUCUCCGCCUCUCCGCGUCUCCGCCCGUCCGUCAUGUCGUCCCCGACGCUGCUGGCGCGCCAGGCGUCGAUCUACUCGCUCACGCUCGACGAGUUCCAGGCGGCCUUCGCAGGCCCGUCGCACGCCGUCGCAUCCAUGCCCAUGGACGACUUCCUGCGAUCCGUCUGGCUCGCCGAGGAGUCGCACAUGCUCGCAGCCGCGGACCCGCGCGCGCGCGACAGGGCCGCGGGGCUGCUGCGCGCGCGCUCGCUGCGGCGGCAGAAAUCCGCAGCGGCGCUUCCGCGCGCGCUGACUGCGCGGACAGUAGAGGACGUGUGGAAAGACAUUCAGGCGGAACUAGCGGGGGAGGGGGAAGCAGAGGAAGGGGGCGGAGCGUCUGGGGAAGGAACGCGCACAGGGGGGGGAGCGCAGCAGCUAGCGCAGGGGCAAAGGCAGCAGCAGGGACGGCAAAUGUCGUUUGCGGAGAUAACACUAGAAGAUUUCCUGGUGCGCGCAGGGAUAUCGAAGGAAGAGCUUAUAGGGGGGAUAGAGGCGAUAGAGGGAGAGCAGGCAGGUGGGGAAGAGGGGAGUGGCGGAGUGGGGAACAGUGCGCGGAGAGAGGGGGAGGGGGAUGCAGUGGCCCAAGGGGAAGAGGCGGAGAGACGGGGGGAAGGAUUGGGGGCGACGGUAGGUGAGGAGGCAGGCGGGGGUGGCUCAGGGGGCAUGGGGGCGUAUAACGGUGCUGGCAGUGCUGCCAUGGCGCCCGAUGCAGCAGCAGCAGCAGCAGCAGCGACAGCAGGGUGGGCGCUGUACCCGCAUGCACUGACGCCAGGGCAAGCAAACCUCCUAUCCAUGCAGCUGCACCCCCACCACCACCACCACCAGCAGCAGGGGCAGCAGGGGCAGCAGGGCGGCCAGGGCGGGGGAGGCGGAGGCGGAGGGGGAGGGGCAGGGGCAGGGGAGCGGGCGCUGCGGCAGCAGGCGGUGGUGGAGAUGGCGGCGGCAGCCGUGGCGGACGCGGGGCACAGCCACGUGGCGUCCGCCUUCGCCGCCACGCACCACGCCGCUGCCGCCGCUGCCCUCGGAGAGCUGGGAACGCUGGGGUCGCUGGGUGCGCCGCCUGCUGGGCUCCCCAUGGGGCUGGGGAUGGGCGCAGGCAUGGGCGGGGGUGGGGGAAUGGCGGCCACUGCUUAUGGCUUGGGCGCAGGCAUGGGCGCAGGCAUGGGCGCAGGCAUGGGCACGGGGGGACCGGCGGGGCUGGCUGGUGCGGGCAUGAUGGGGAGGAAGCGGAGUGGGGAGGGGGGAGGGGCGCCGGUGGAGCGGAGGCAGAAGCGCAUGAUCAAGAACAGAGAGUCGGCGGCGCGGUCCAGGGCACGCAAACAGGCGUACACGGUGGAGCUGGAGGCGGAGGUGGCGCAGCUCAAGGAGGAGAACGAGCAGCUGCGCGCGCAGCUCAUGACGGCGCAGACGCAGGCCAUCCAAGUCGAGCAGCAGCGCAAGCAGCUAGCAGCCGGAAACCCCUCUUCAUCUGCAGCAGCGCCAGCAGCCGACUCCCCGCUGACUCCCCUACCGCCAGCCGCAGCCGGCCCGUGUAGUCUGCCUGCACAGGCACCCCCUGCUUCACACCACGUCGUGCCCGCUUCCCACCCGCACACUCCUCAUCCACACACUCCCUCUCCUGCUUCUGCGGCGCUCUGUGCGCCUGCUGCCCCAGUAGCUGCUGCAGCGGGUGCAACAGCAGCGGGUGCGGAGGGGCCUGCAGGCAGCAAGAGACUGGAGCGGUCGAGGUCAGGGCCGUGGUGACAGGGGGGAGCGCUCAGCAGCACUCGCUGCAGCUGGCCCGGCUCCAGGGGGAAUCACAAAGGCUCGAAUGAUUGGCAGGCUUACUACACAGCGUGGGCGGUUUACUUGCGGGCAGGGCAGGGCAGGGCGGGGCAGGGCAGGGCAGGGCAGGGCACUACUAACCAUGACAGGGGCUGGCAGGGAGAUUCCUGCCUUAGUGCAGAGCAAUGAUGUCUCUGGGAGGGACGGAAAAACACAUGGGUGACCCGGAUCCCUGGCUGUCCUGUUAUCCCCCGCAUAUACUAGCGAUCUCCAAAUCUCGACUCCCGCACGGGUACUACUGUAUGUGGGUACGAGUACGCAA